Molecule: messenger RNA, 1101 nt
Organism: Nannizzia gypsea CBS 118893
Lineage: Eukaryota; Fungi; Ascomycota; Eurotiomycetes; Onygenales; Arthrodermataceae
Product: NADP-dependent alcohol dehydrogenase 6
Exons: 1
Coding region: 1-1101 (366 amino acids)
Biological process (GO): alcohol metabolic process
Molecular function (GO): zinc ion binding; alcohol dehydrogenase (NADP+) activity
Source: RefSeq, a predicted model, not a curated record
AUGCAAGAUAUCACUUUCAAAGGCUGGGUUAGCGUCUCAGCAACCUCUCCUUUGACAUACACUACAUACGAACCCAAGACUUUUGCCAACACUGACGUUGAUAUUGCUAUAUCUCACUGCGGUAUAUGCGGCUCAGAUAUUCAUACCCUACGGUCCGGAUGGGGACCAACAAAAUAUCCCUGCGUGGUGGGACAUGAGAUUAUCGGCCAUAUUAUUCGAGUUGGCCCGGAAGUACCUAAGCUAAAUUCUCCAUCUCAAGGCUUGAAGGUUGGAGAUCGGGUUGGUGUUGGGGCGCAGUCAGGUUCCUGUCUCCGUGUUGAUUGUGAAGAGUGUUCAUCGGGCCUCGAUAACUACUGCUCGCAUAUGACUGGAACCUAUAACGGAAAAUACCCUGAUGGAAGCAAAUCAUACGGUGGAUAUGCGGACUACUGGAGAGGCCCGGCGUGGUUUGUGUUUAAAAUCCCGGAUGGUCUUUCUAGCGCAGUUGCUGCCCCUUUGCUAUGCGGUGGUGCAACUGUCUUUUCGCCAUUACUUCGAGGCGGGGCCGGGCCAGGAAAGAGUGUUGGUAUCAUUGGUAUUGGGGGCCUAGGACAUAUGGGGCUGCUUUUUGCUAAAGCCAUGAAAUGCGACAAAGUAGUUGCUAUUUCCCGAACGAGCUCAAAGAAAUCAGAUGCUCUCACCGGGCUUGGAGCUGAUGUUUUCAUUGCCACCGAUGAAGAAAAGAACUGGGCCAAGGCACACUCACGAACACUCGAUUUGAUUAUUUGCACGGUCUCGUCGGGUAAUAUGCCUGUUGAGAAAUAUCUUCGCCUCCUUAGACGCGGGGGUGAAUUCAUUCAGGUUGGCGCACCUGAGGAUCCUUUCCCAGGGUUUAGAGUUGGAAUGAUGAUGGGCAAGGGACUAAAGAUUGGCGCAUCUGCUAUUGGCUCUACGGAAGAGAUUAGAGCUAUGCUUAAGCUCGCAAGUGAGAAAAAUAUUCACCCCUGGGUACAAGAGCGGCCAAUGUGGAAUGUGAACCAGGCUUUGGUAGAUAUGCAUGAAGGAAAGGCUAGAUAUCGAUACGUGUUGGUCAAUGGGACUGAAAGCAAGAUAAAGCUUUGA